Molecule: messenger RNA, 2478 nt
Organism: Lepus europaeus (European hare)
Lineage: Eukaryota; Metazoa; Chordata; Mammalia; Lagomorpha; Leporidae
Product: epoxide hydrolase 3-like
Exons: 11
Coding region: 1-1503 (500 amino acids)
Cellular component (GO): intracellular membrane-bounded organelle
Molecular function (GO): hydrolase activity
Source: RefSeq, a predicted model, not a curated record
AUGGGCCUGGUCGCCACCAGCGGAACCCCGCCGCUGUCCAAUCACAACUGCGCAGGGGCGGCCCGCCGGGCUCGCUGGACCAACUGGACGGCGGCGCGGGGCCGAGGCCUCUGGACCCGCCCCCAGCCGCUCACCCAUCGCCCGCUCCUCUCCUUCCGCUUCCGGGCCCGCCUGCCCCGCCAUAUUAGGUUCCGGCCCCGCCUCCGCCCCGUCUCAUUGGCUCGGCUCCAGACCGGUUCCCCGCCGCUGUCGCGCCCAGUCUUCACCUGGCACCGGGGCGAGCGCGUCCCCGGCGGCACGGAGCAGCUCGGGGCCAAAGGCGGUGCGCGCGGCGGCCCGGAUCCCGCGUCGCCGUCACCGCCGCCCGCCGCCCCCGACGACGGCCCGCAGCGCGGCGACAUGCCCGAGCUGGUGGUGACGGCGCUGCUGGCGCCGUCGCGCCUCUCGCUCAAGCUGCUGCGCGCCUUCCUGUGGAGCCUCGUGUUCUCGGCCGCGCUGGCCGCCGCCGCCGUCUACGGCUGCGUGGCGCUGGCGCACGUGCUGUGCCGGCCGCGGCGCGGCUGCUGCGGGCGCCCCCGGCGCGCCGCCCCCGCCUGCCUGCACGACCCGGCGCUGGGCGAGCACUGCGUGCUGACCCUCAGGGUGAGCGCGGCCGGGCGCAGCUCCGGGCUGCGCCUGCACUACGUCUCGGCCGGCCAGGGCAACGGGCCGCUGAUGCUAUUCCUGCACGGCUUCCCCGAGAACUGGUUUUCCUGGCGCUACCAGCUCCGGGAGUUCCAGAGCCGCUUCCACGUCGUGGCUGUGGACCUGCGUGGGUACGGGCCCUCGGACGCGCCCAAGGAUGUGGAUUGCUACACCAUGGAUCUGCUGGUGGCCGACAUCCAAGAUGUCAUCCAGGGCCUGGGUUAUUCCAGAUGCAUCCUCGUGGCCCACGACUGGGGCGCCCUCCUGGCCUGGAAUCUCUCCAUCUACUUCCCAUCCCUGAUCGAAAGGAUGGUGGUGGUCAGCGCCGCCCCCAUGUCCGUGUACCAAGACUACUCCAUGCGCCACAUCGGCCAAUUCUUCCGAUCCAAUUACGUCUUCCUGUUCCAGCUGCCCUGGCUGCCGGAGAAGUUGCUCUCCAUGUCUGAUUUCCAGAUCUUGAAAAGCACCCUUACCCACCACAAGACGGGCAUCCCCCGCCUGACGCCCGCUGAGCUUGAGGCCUUCUUGUAUGAGUUCUCGCAGCCCGGUGGGCUCACGGGACCCAUCAACUACUACCGCAACCUCUUCAGGAACUUCCCCCUGGAGCCCCAGGAGCUGGCCAUGCCCACCCUGCUGCUGUGGGGGGAGAAGGACCCUUACUUUGAGCUGGGGCUGGUGGGAGCCAUCAGCAGCCGCUUUGUGCCGGGGCGGCUGGAGACACACGUGCUGCGCGGCGCGGGACACUGGAUCCCGCAGAGCCACCCCCAGGAGAUGCACCAGUACAUGUGGGCCUUCUUACAAGACCUGCUGGACCAGUAGUGGCCCUCCUGGGAACUCCAGGGCCUGCCCAGGUGCAUGCACCUGUCAUGGACUGAAUGGACCUGGGCAGCACGCCCCUUCUCCCCGCCCGGGCCCACACACAAGGCAUUGUGGGUGCCCCAAGGCACGCCAAGCCCGCUGCGUUCACACCCGGCAGGUGUCACGACCCAGUCCCCCACCCCUCCCCUCCCUCCCUCCACUCCACUCCCUGAGGUCCACCCUUCUCCCUGCCAAGGUGGGGGCCCCCAGGGCACUCAGAGCACAGAGCUUCCCUUCCCUCCAUGCUGCUCUGGCCAGUCCAUUAGUUCUCGGCCCCAGCCGGCUCCAGCAAUCCACGCACGUGAAUUAAUUAAAAUGAAAUACACCUUUAAGAUGCGGUGCAUCCGAGACGCUAGCCACCUCUGAAGCGUUCAGUUGCCAUUUCCCAGUAGAAAGUUCUGUUCGCACUGAUGAUGAGGGUACUCCCGUUCAAAGUAGUGUUGAGGGUGCAGGGUGGGUGUCUGAUGUGCAGUGGUUCAGACACUGCCUGGGGCAUCUGCAUCCCAGAUGCAGGUGCCUGGGUCGAGUCCCAGCUACCCUGCCAACCACGUGGAAGACCCAGAAUUGUGAUCCAGGUGCCUAGCUUUGGCCUGGCCCAGCUUCUGGCUGUUAUAGGCAUUUGGGGAGUGAACCAGCCGAUGGAAGACCUCUCUCUUUCUCUUUUUCUCUCUGCCUUUCAAAUAAAUCCACUUCGCCAAGGUCGGUGGGUGUGCCAAGUUCUCCAGCCAUGGCUCUACCUCCCCCCCAUCAUGAUCUUGGCCUUUCAGGUCAAGGUCUCUUGCCUUGGGGGUGGGUUGGCCAGUCUCAGUUCCCUGGGAAAAUGGCUCUGGACCCUGCUGGGAUACUCCUCUUCCAACUGCUGGCAUCUUUUUCCAAAUUAGCCUCCACGGUGGGGAGGAGGGGACCCUCUGGCUCCAGCUUCCAAAUAAAGGUAAU